Molecule: messenger RNA, 2453 nt
Organism: Stegastes partitus (bicolor damselfish)
Lineage: Eukaryota; Metazoa; Chordata; Actinopteri; Pomacentridae
Gene: chaf1b
Product: chromatin assembly factor 1, subunit B
Exons: 14
Coding region: 55-1890 (611 amino acids)
Biological process (GO): nucleosome assembly; DNA replication-dependent chromatin assembly
Cellular component (GO): CAF-1 complex; nucleus
Molecular function (GO): protein binding
Source: RefSeq, a predicted model, not a curated record
CAGCUGGACAGCGUAGAAGAGGUCGGUUUUGGAUAUUGAAAAUUAGGGGGGAAAAUGAAGGUGGUAACGUGUGAGAUUGCAUGGCACAACAAGGAGCCAGUCUACAGUUUGGACUUUCAGCACAGCUCAGAUGGACGCAUCCAUCGACUGGCCACAGCUGGAGUGGACACCACAGUCAGACUGUGGCGCGUGGACACAGGUCCAGAUGGGAAGGCAGCGGUGGAGUUUCUGUCUAAUCUGGCCAGACAUACCAAGGCUGUCAACGUAGUACGCUUUAGCCCCAAUGAAGAGCUGCUUGCUUCAGGAGGAGAUGAUGCAGCAAUCCUGCUGUGGAAGCUCAAUGACUCGAAGGAGCCUGAGCAGGCCCCUGUGUUCCAGGAAGAUGAUGAUGCUCAGCUCAACAAGGAGAGCUGGUCCGUGGUCAAAACACUAAGGGGGCACAUAGAGGAUGUGUAUGACAUCUGCUGGACACGAGAUGGAAACUUCAUGGUGUCUGGAUCUGUUGACAACACUGCUAUUAUGUGGGACAUCAACAAAGGACAGAAGCUGUGUAUCCUGAAUGACCACAAGAGCUACGUACAGGGUGUGACCUGGGAUCCUCUGGGGCAAUACAUUGCCACUCUCAGCUGUGACAGGGUGAUGCGUGUGUACAGCACUCACACGAAGAAGAAGGCCUUCUGUAUCAGUAAAAUGAGUUCUGGAGGGAAUGCAGAAGGAGAGGUCAAGCAGUACAGAAUGUUCCAUGAUGACAGUAUGAGGUCGUUCUUUCGCCGUCUCUCAUUUACGCCUGAUGGGUCAUUCCUUCUUGCCCCAGCUGGAUGUGUGGAGAUUGGAGAAAACAUCAUAAAUACCACCUACAUCUUUUCCAGGAAGGGUCUAAAGAGGCCAAUCGCCCACUUGCCGUGUCCAUCUAAAGCUACUCUGGCUGUGCGCUGCUGCCCUGUCUACUUUGAACUGAGGACCAAAAAGGGAGAAGACGGUUCUACCCAGGCUCUUCCCAAUGUAUUCCAGUUGCCGUAUCGUAUGGUGUUUGCGGUGGCCUCCGAAGACUCCAUCUUCCUGUACGACACCCAGCAGACCCUUCCGUUCGGCCUCGUGUCCAACAUCCACUAUCACACACUCAGCGAUCUCACAUGGUCUCGGGAUGGUUCCUUCCUGGCUGUGUCCUCCACAGACGGCUACUGCUCCUUCCUGUCCUUCUCUCCAGGGGAGCUGGGAACUCCUCUGAAGGAGCCGCCCACCUUGGAGGUCUUUGUCCCAAACAGUGGCGUUGAGAAAAAGGGCAAGAAGGCAUCAGCGGCCAAGAGUUCACCUCCCAUGUCCCAGCCAUCCAGCUCGGCCCCGGCUCCCGCAACACAAGCCGGUCAUGGCAAAGACGCCCCCUCUGUCACCCCCCCACAGGAGAAGAAGAACACCCCCACUGCUAAAGCUAAACUUCACCCCCGUAGGAUCACCCUCAACACCCUGGAGGGUUGGGGGAAGCCCACUACCCCUAAAGCCACAGCUUCUUCAGCGCCUCAGACCCCAACAUCUGGGAGCAGAAGUGCACCGUCCACUCCCCAACCACGUGUCGCUCCAUUAACCCCCACCAACUCAGCCACCGCCCAGCCUCGCACCAAUUCCCCCACUCCCUCCACACCAAAAGUCCUCAAAGGUGCGAAGACUGCUGGAGCCACCACGCCGAAGGGACCCACCCCAAGGAGGGUAUCUCUGACUCCCGUCGCAACCCGAUCUCCAGCUGUUAGUUCACUUUUUGGCACUUCCUCUUCGAUCGAUAAGGCAAAACAUGAGCGUCCUUCUCCUCCCACUGAUCCCGUGUGCCAGCCUCCAGAGUCCAAACGGUCCAAGACCAGUGACCCCCCAGGAAAGAGCAGUGUCACCCAGGAUUAGCGUUCACUGGAGUCAGACUCGAGUGCAUGCAGCAGAGGGUGGCAGAUAAAGACGCUUCAGUAUAAAACCACUGAGGCUCCCCGUGGAUGUUACACCAUAGUGGAAUAGCACUGUGUCUGCUCUCAUAUUGUCUGUACUUGAUCUCAUUAGACGAUGCUUUACAGUUCACUUAAAGUACUCUGUUGGACUCCAGUGAGUAUUUUGGAAGUAAUUAUUUUUGUAGUCAUGUGUGUUUUAUAUCAUACAGUAAACUGGUAAUUAGGUAAUUGUAUUAUAUUUGAUUUGUGUGGCAUUUAGAAGUUUAAGUGUUGUUGUAAAGAGGAACAUAGUCUCACUUCUUUUCAAGAACACGUGAUUGUGAAGAUAUAACCGAACCACAAAGUGACCUAAAGAAGACAAAAAACAAGCACUUCAAGAGUUUGUGCCUUGUGUUAGCUUUGACUGUACAACCUGAGUCUUACUUGCUGAAGACUGUUCAAGGUAAAAACUCCAAUUUUCAAGCAUUUAAGUGUCAUUUUUCUUUUUGUCUAAUAAAGAGCGUUUCAUAUCGAGUGCAACUUGAA